AUGGCAACUGGAGAUUCCAACGACGACAGCAACGACAACGGUUUCAAUUUUGGUCAAGAACCAUUUGCCUGGGCUCUCAUCCCCUUAUUCGUUAUCCUCGUUCUUGGACUGACAGCAACCGUCAUCCAAAUCAGACGCCGGCGCCGCCGUCGUGGAAACCAAUGGCCCGGCUCAACCCCUCAGGGAACAGAAUAUCCAGGACUUCGUGGCGGCAGAACAUCAAACCGCGGAGCGUUGUGGAAUGGCACCAGGUCCCAAGAAGGUCUGAAUGAGCUUGGACAGGCGCCGCCUCCGUACGAUGGCAAGAAGGAGAGGCAGGAUCCGUUGGAAUUGAGGGAUCUUGAAGCUGGUGGUAGUCCGCCAGAGUAUCCCUCUGAACCACCGCCAGCUCUCGUGACGGAUGGCAGGAGAUCUUGA
Fusarium pseudograminearum CS3096 is the source of this 417-nucleotide messenger RNA. RefSeq lists its product as uncharacterized. The record is from RefSeq and is a predicted model, not a curated record. The coding region runs from base 1 to 417 and encodes 138 amino acids. The transcript has a single exon. NCBI's taxonomy places the organism in Eukaryota, Fungi, Ascomycota, Sordariomycetes, Hypocreales, Nectriaceae.